AUGGUCGAGCCGAAACAAGAGGUAAUCGCUCUCUCAGAGGGUCAAGAGCCCACGGACCAGAGCCCAGAAGCCAACCAGACUACUGCAGCGAUAGACGACCUUCUAGAUGAUGACGUUCUACGCGAGGUCUUCCUGUACUUCCCCGCACAGGCCCACUGGAAAGCCUUCCAUCCGCAUGAGGAAUCGACGUGGCUCUCGAUAACGCACGUAUCGCGACGUUGGCGAACCCUGUCACUCUCCAUGCCUACCAUUUGGUCCCAGAUAAUCACGACGCCCGCCUUCUGGGCCCCUCUCUGCCUCGAACGUUCGCAGAACGCGCCGAUCAAGAUCCAUCUGGAGUGGCGAAAGCUCUAUACUCGAUGGAACCCGUCCGACCAGCUCGUCGCAUCAGUGCUCGGCCACCUUAGCCACACGCGCGCAUUGAAUCUCGAAUCCGUUCCCGCACCUACAUAUGACCGCUUUGUUUCAUUGUUGAAACAGCCGGCCGACGAGCUCUUCGAGUUUCAUCUCCAGGCGGAGACCGCGCAGGGUCUCCAACCCCUCACCAUACCCGGCGAUAUCUUCGCAGGCCGUGUGCGACACUUGCGUGACCUCGCGCUCGAAGGUCUUGCCUUACGCUUCGAAUGGAAGAGUCCCAUCUUUUCGAGCAGUCUGACACGGCUCUCGCUCACCGAGCUAUCAGAGCGGGUCUGUAGGUCGGAGCUGUAUGCUGCUUUACGACCCAUGAGCGAGCUCGAGCACCUCAGAGUGGCAAAUGCUCUACAUCUUGUACCUUCGAGCAGCACUGCGGUGCCAACCCUACCGCCUGCUGGUGAGCGCGUCACCCUACCGAAGCUCAAACGCAUUUCCCUCGAGGACCACGCACUCGACGUGUGCGAUUUCGUCGGGCACCUUUCUCUACCUCCUCUCUUGACGAUCUACAUCAAGAUGGCGCAGAGGGACGAGCAUGAGGACGCAGUGCCGUCUGUCACCGCUGCCGCGCGCGUUCUAUCUCUAUUAGCUACGCCGCGAGCUUCGCAGCCCAAGCAGCGUUGUGAGGUCAGACACUUCAAGACCGACCAUUUCGAAGUGCGCAUGGCUACGCCUGCGGAGAAUGGCGACUUCAGGGAGGAGAAGGACCACUUGAACAUCACAUUCCGAUGGAAGGCGUUCAACGCCCGUGUCGAGCGCGCUGCGGCUUUUCUGGCAAUCUUGGGCGCAUUACCCUUGCACGCUGCGCACGAGCUGCUCCUGAGCUCGCGCGAUCCUCUCAGUAGUGUGCCCGCGCAGGAUUGGGCGGCGCUGGGGUUGUUCCCUUCCACGGAGAUCGUGACUCUCGGUGGGCAUGCCGCCUAUGGCUUCGUGCACGUUCUCAACACGCCCGGGGCUUUACCAAGGAUGCGGAAACUCGUCGCGUCUAACGUUCACUUUGCCUCUCCAACCCGCAGCGAGGGCCUAGGCGCAACUCUCAUACAGCGUCUGACGGAAGCGCCCCUCGAAGUCCUCGAGAUAAGAUCUUGCAACGUCGCGGAGGAGCAGGUUGCCACCUUCCGCCGGCUUUGCGAUGAGGUCAAGCGCGAAGGAAGUGCGAAUACGUGGGGCGCUGUGGGAACGAGCGUUGCUGCUAUGGUAUCUGAACCUGCCGGGCCUCCGGCGGGCGCUCUCGACGAAGCAGAAUAG
Molecule: messenger RNA, 1659 nt
Organism: Peniophora sp. CBMAI 1063
Lineage: Eukaryota; Fungi; Basidiomycota; Agaricomycetes; Russulales; Peniophoraceae
Source: the annotation of a GenBank genome assembly